AUGGCAGACUCACCAGACAUGUCGCCUCUCUCAUCCCACGGCUCUAGUGAAUUCGGCGACGAGGUCAAAGUCGAGGACCGAGAGCAGAGCACCGAUACUCUUCCUUCCCAUGAUACACACCUCGUUCCACCAGCCAAGAGACGCCGUACUGGCCAGUACUCACAUCAGUCAACCCCAGCUCCUCUCCAUGAGAUCCCAGAAGAUCUAGGGGACAUCUCAUCCGACACCUCAGGAAGCGUACCCGUAUCCCCAAUGGGCGACAAAGUCAUGGGCUUUCCGGAAGAUGAGCCAUACGCUUCGGUACCCUCGGAGCAGGUCACGACGUGCAAAUGGCAGGAUUGUCAGGCGGGUGAUUUAGGCAAUAUGGACAACUUGGUGCAGCACUUACAUGAUGAUCAUAUUGGCAAGAACAAGAAAAAGUAUGCGUGUGAGUGGGAUGGUUGCAAUCGAAACAGUGCUCAGGCCAGUGGGUAUGCCCUCAAAGCUCAUAUGCGGAGUCAUACCAAGGAGAAGCCGUUUUACUGCCAAUUGCCAGAAUGCGACAAAGCCUUUACACGCUCUGAUGCUCUAGCUAAGCAUAUGAGGACUGUACAUGAGACCGAAGCACUACGGCCAUCCGAUCCAGUACCUAAGAACUACUCGUCAAUACCGCCUAAGCCGCAAAGACUAAAACUCAUCGUAAACUCAAAACCACGCGACGAAGGUAACGGAGAUACUGAGAUUGACGACGACGCAACCAUCUACAGCAAUACAGAUGCAGAAAAUGAAGGUCUAUCUGCAGCACCCUUUGAAUACCCAGCAGAUGUUCAAUUCACUGAAGAAGAAUUGGAAAUGCCUUCAGAGCGGCUGUUCAAACUCCUACGGCGGCAGAUUCAUUGGUCCGAGGAGGAUGGGUCUGAUUUGCAAGACGAAAUACGAUCACUGGAAGCCAAAAGGAAGCAGGAGUGGAUAGCUAAAGAGUUGGUGCUUGCGAACGUUAUGGAGGCUGAGAUUGCGACGGCACAUGACAAAGGGGAGCAUCCUGAGACUGUUCAGAAGCUGGCAGAGGAUCUGCCGUUGCCUAUGCUGCCCAUUUUGGGACCUUUGCCGUGGUAUCGAUAUGCUGCAGGUCCACCGGAAAUGCCACCAGAGAUGAGAUCGGCUUGA
Molecule: messenger RNA, 1146 nt
Organism: Letharia lupina
Lineage: Eukaryota; Fungi; Ascomycota; Lecanoromycetes; Lecanorales; Parmeliaceae
Exons: 2
Coding region: 1-1146 (381 amino acids)
Biological process (GO): regulation of transcription by RNA polymerase II
Cellular component (GO): nucleus
Molecular function (GO): DNA-binding transcription factor activity, RNA polymerase II-specific; RNA polymerase II cis-regulatory region sequence-specific DNA binding
Source: RefSeq, a predicted model, not a curated record